This is a messenger RNA of Ostertagia ostertagi, 4023 nucleotides long. NCBI's taxonomy places the organism in Eukaryota, Metazoa, Nematoda, Chromadorea, Rhabditida, Trichostrongylidae. The record is from the annotation of a GenBank genome assembly.
AUGGCGUGUGAUUCAAUUAUUGCGUUGCUUAGGGGUUGUGCUGAAGGGGUUGUGGCUGGUGUGGAAAAAUUCUACAUUGUCGCAUUCAAUGACCUUAGUGCAUCAACAGUAACACAAAAAACAUAUAGUGCAGAUACAAGCGGUACUACUCAGGCAAUUUACUUGGAUGCCGAAAAAACCUUUGUUACUUGGGGUGGUGUUGGUGAUUAUUACAACAAUCCGCAAUUCGGCUUUAAUGCUGAUGGCUUCAAUGGGUAUACUAAUCUUUAUCCAAACUUCCUUUUACACUUAUACAGGGAUAGCCCAACGCACGGUGCAAUUGUCAAUCAGAAGGCUAACUAUAUUGUUGGUAAUGGUCUAAAGCUGGAUGGUAAGGAUAUUGAUGUAAAGGUUAAUCCAUCAGAAACAUUAUCUGAAUUUGUAAGUCAAAACGGGGCUAAAAUAGUUUUAGAAUGGCAAGCAAAGGAUGGUAAGGGUUCUGAAGUAAAACCCCUUAGCGCUGGUGAUUGGGAUAAGGCUUUUACUGAGAUUGCAAAGAAUGUUAAGGAUACUAUUCUUGAAGGCCAUGAAGCACCACCUUCAUUAUUCAAUAUGAAAACAGCCGGUGCGAUUGGUAACAACCAAGAAAUGGCUAACAAUUACAAGGCUUUUAAGGAUAACUAUAUUGCUGUUAAGCGUUCACAGAUUGAAUCAGCAUUGAUGCAGGCAAUGGAUGAUUUACCACCAUUACCAAACGGGGCUGGUGCUAGGUUAUUAAAUGAUGUGAAUGCACCAGUGGCGAAGCCUCAAGCAGCCCCUGCAAAUCCUGCAACCCAACCAGCACCAGUACAACAAGCUGAAGCAGAUGCUGAAGCUGAAAAAAAAAAGGUGGCGAAGCCUCAAGCAGCCCCUGCAAAUCCUGCAACCCAACCAGCACCAGUACAACAAGCUGAAGCAGAUGCUGAAGCUGAAAAAAAAAAGGGUAUCAGGAAGCUAACCGCUGAAGAUUAUGAACAGGUUAAGCAUCUUGGGGUAACUGCUGAUGAUUUUGAUGUUGUUGAAGAAAUGGUUCAUAAUAGGCAAAGGUUUUCAACUGAAUCUGAUAUUGCUGAUUAUAUUAUUGCCAAUGAUAUUAAGGGUUUAACCAUUGAUGAAUUGGUUGAUGUAUUGAAGAAGGAAGGCGGUAUAAAGACUGAUACAAAUGAAUUAAGGGAUGUUCUUCAAGCGUUAAAGGAAUCAGGAUUAGCUGAAGUGGAUAUUGACAGGGAUGGAAGGAUUAAGGUUACACCUGUUCCAAAGGCUGAUGUUCCUGAUACGGAUAAAGAAACAGCUUAUAAACCAAUUAUUGGGAAGGCUUUAUUUGAAGGAUUAACUCAAGCUGUAUAUGAUUGUAGUGUAUCAGGUGUAAGCCUUUCUGAAGCCUAUAUUAAUUUAAUAGAAGCAUCCAAGCCUUAUAUUAUUGCAAAGACUGUUACAAAUAAGGGUGUUCAGAAGCUUAAUGAUAAUUCCUCAACAUCUUUAUCAUCUGGUGAUAUUGAAGGUGUAAAGCAGUAUUAUAAUAAUCUGAUUAGCGGAUACAAAUCAGACUUGGUUCAAUUCCUUAAGGAUUCUAAUCUGAUUGAUUAUAGAAAUGAUUUGGAAAUUACUAACCAAUCAACAGGAUGGUUUUUUGAAGGUGUUACCCUAACUACUCAGAUUGACCAAGCACAGGAAGCCAGUAUUGAUGAUUAUGUACAGGCUGAAUCAACCUAUACUUAUCAGCAAUUGUCCGAAUUGAAUAAGGUAUUGUUGAUUAGUGUCAAUGAUGUAUUUGCUAAUUCACCGAUUGAAGAUAAUGUUGAUGUAAAGCUUUUAGCUAGGACUAUUCAACAGGUUCAGCAGGUCAAUCUUAAACCAAUACUUACUGAAGGGAUUUAUAAUAAUGUUUUGUUUGCUGUUCAGGCUUUAAGCCUUAGCGGUGAAGCAAUGUCUUCUUUAUACUCAGAUUUAUUAUCAAUCAUCAAGCCUUAUUUAAUCAAUAAGACGGUUGCUGAGUUUGUUAUUCCUAAUCAAUAUAAAUUCACUGCCAAGGGCUUGAUGAAAAUGAAUGUUAACUCAGCUUCUGAUUUAUCUGAUGGUGAUUUAACCAAUGUGAAGGAUUAUUAUGAUAACCUUUCAACCACAUAUAAGGAAAGUAUUAUUGCCUUCCUUAAGAAGUACAAGCUAACCAGCAUUUAUUCUGAUGAUUCAAUUACUUCAGAUGCAAGCGGCUGGUUUUUUGAAGGUGGUUUAACACCAGUUAAUUCAGGAAGUCAGGGAAAUAUAUCACCAUUAGCAAAUGACAACUAUACAAUCUCUGCAACCCUUGAUGGAAGGAUUGCCUAUUUUAAUACCAAUAAUGCCUUAAGUGCUUAUACACUGGAUUUAUCAACCCUUGUUAUUACUGGUGGUUCUGUAUCUGGUGCUUAUUUGCCUUUAUCAGGUGGAACCCUUACAGGGUUGGUUACAGCAAAUACUGUUAUAACUGCUGUUACUUUCAGUAACAAUACCCUUGCUGUUAAUAGCAGUGAUGGAACCAGCAAAUCAGCCUUGAUAAAUAACCUUACAGGAUUGACGGUUACGGGGGCUAUCUCAGCAACUACAUAUUAUGGUAAUGGUGCAAACCUUACAGGUAUUGCUUCAGGGCCGGGGGGUAAUGAUACCCAAGUUCAAUAUAAUAAUGGUGGUAUCCUUACAGGGUUGGGUGCUAGUGAUACGGCUGCUGUAAGGAUUCAAAACCCUGAAGCCUUCAGUACAUUGUUUAUUACACCAUCAACUUCUUCCUUACCAUCAACAACAGGCUUCUUUGCCGGUACUGGUAAUGGCUUCUUGAUAUAUCCACAAGCUAAGCAAGCCUUAAGGGCUUUAUCAGAUAGGGUUUAUGUAUUUGGUGAUUCUGAUGCUGGUAACUUUGGUGUUGGUUUAAAUAAUCCGUUGGCUAAGCUUCAUGUAUUAGGAAAUUCAAUCCUUGGGGGUGGUGUGGUACUGGUAUCUACUGUAAUCAACAACUUUACAGGCUUAACAGUUAAUGGUAUUAUCUCAGCAACAACAAUAUCAGCUUCAACAUUCGUUGGUAAUGGUGCUGGGUUGACUGGUGUGAUUGGAAGCAAUGAAAGGAUUACAGGGGGUACAUUCAGCAAUAAUAGUCUAACCCUUACAAAUACCACAGGUGGAACUGUAUCCACAACAAUCAACAAUUUCACAGGUGUUACUGUCAAUGGAUUAUUAUCCGCUGCAACAAUUACAGCUUCAACCCUUAGUGUUGCUGGUAACGUGAAUGAAGCCUUCAAUGGAAACAAUACAAGUGCUAACGGUUCUUAUGCACAUGCUGAAGGAUUCCAAUCAAAUGCAAUUGGUGACUAUACCCAUGCUGAAGGUGGUGCAACCCAAUCAUCAGGAACUUAUAGCCAUGCUGAAGGGGUAUUUAGUAUUGCAUCUGGACAAGGAAGCCAUGCUGAAGGAUACAGCACAACAGCAAAUAUAAACGGUGCCCAUGCUGAAGGUAGUGGUACUACUGCAAGUGGUACAAUGUCACAUGCUGAAGGUAGUGGUACUACUGCAAGCGGUCAAGGUGCCCAUGCUGAGGGAUUAGGAACAAUUGCGGCUGGAAAUAAUCAACACGUUGAAGGAACUUAUAACAAUUCAAACACAACUGCUUUGAUGAUUAUAGGUAAUGGUACAAGCGCAGCGGCUAGGGCUGAUUUGGCUAUAUUCAAUCAGAAUACUAUAGUAUUCAAUAAACCAGUUGGUUUAAGUGUUCAGGUUCCUUUGGCUAAUCUGCAUAUAACAGGUGGUACAACAACAGUUGCACCAAUGAUACUUGCUUCAGGUACAACCUUACUAACACCAAUAAAUGGUACUGUUGAAUAUAACGGUUCCAACUUGUUCUUUACCCCAACUGGUGCAACAAGACAAACAGUUAUUGUUGGUCAAACAGGUACAACCCCUGUUACAACAGGUAGUGUAAAUACAUGGCUUGCAGUAUCAAUAAAUGGUAUUCAAUAUAAAAUCCCAAUGUAUAAAUAA